This is a messenger RNA of Oreochromis niloticus (Nile tilapia), 1235 nucleotides long. Its product is annotated as butyrophilin subfamily 1 member A1-like. The record is from RefSeq and is a predicted model, not a curated record. Gene Ontology annotation, biological process: T cell receptor signaling pathway; regulation of cytokine production. The transcript is spliced from 3 exons. Gene Ontology annotation, molecular function: signaling receptor binding. Bases 164 to 826 code for a protein of 220 amino acids. NCBI's taxonomy places the organism in Eukaryota, Metazoa, Chordata, Actinopteri, Cichliformes, Cichlidae. Gene Ontology annotation, cellular component: external side of plasma membrane.
GAGGUGUAAAACAAGGUAAAGCCGGUAAUAUUUUUAUUUUUUAAAAUGUAUUUUACUAAUUAUAGAAGCAUCUAGAAACAUCAAACUUUUUUUUUUACUGUGAAGAAAGAGGUGAAAAUAAAGAAAAAGCUUUGGUCUAUCCAAUUGCUUACUGGUACCCUGCAUGCAAUGGCUCAGUGGUUUCUCCCAUCUCCCUUCAUCAGCUUCAGCAUCUACACCCAUCAUGAAGGUGAUGUCAAAUGACAGCAGCAGGGUGGUGUUACAGUGUGAGUCUGCAGGCUGGUAUCCAGAGCCUGAGCUGCUGUGGUUGGACGGUGAGGGAAACCUCCUCUCUGCUGGACCUACAGAGACCCUCAGAGGUCCUGAUGACCUCUAUACUGUCAGCAGCAGAGUGACUGUGGAGAAGAGACACAGCAAUAACAUCACCUGCAGAGUCCAACAGAGGAACACCAACCAGAGCAGAGAGACACACAAACAUGUUCCAGGUUCUACUGUCACAAAACAACCAUCGGCCACUUUCAUCAUCGUGAUCGUUUGCCUGCUGUACGUUGGUGCAGUUAUCGCUUUUGUCUGGAAUUUCAUACUAUCAAAAAAACCUGACACCAAGGUGAUUGAAACUGAGCUGAAAACAAUGAAACAAAAACGCAGCAGAGCUCCUGCUGACGACACCGAGACCAAAGAAAUAAAAGAAGAGCCGCCAUCAGAACAGCUGGAAGACGACACAUCUGCUGUUGACAUGAGUGAGGUGAUCAAAGAGGGCGAGGAAAACCAGGAAACAGAGACUCAGAGUACGGCACAGCCAUCCUUAACCAGCAGUGAAAACUGAAGAACAAGAAGCUCUCUGAGAGCACAAACCUCAGGCAGCUCACUGUCUGUGCAGUGCUUACUUUUAAGUAAGAAUAGUUUUGUAUUUUUAUAUAACAUUACACUGGAGUAGGAUAAUAAGUAUUUGUAAAUAAAUGGACAUUAAUGACUUGAACCUAUUAUGUAAUAUUACACUGCAGUAUAUUUAUAACUAACAUUUAUUUAUGACUAACUCAUUCCUUCCCCUGACAAUACUUUAAAGAUUUAACACAUUUUGGGGUCAACGUGAAAGAAAGACAGACGUGAAAUGUAAAAGUGAGGUCAGAGGUCAAAUGUGACAUCAGAUUUUAAAUGUACUUUCUACAUGUUCAGAAUACACAGAAUCAUAAGUUUUAAGGCUUUUCUUUUGUUUGUUUUCCAUCAGUAAACCA